Messenger RNA from Rodentolepis nana, 2559 nucleotides. Lineage: Eukaryota; Metazoa; Platyhelminthes; Cestoda; Cyclophyllidea; Hymenolepididae. The record is from the annotation of a GenBank genome assembly.
AUGGGUCGACCACACUUACCAUGUCUUAAUGUGCUACUUUACAUUUACUUAUGCUUUACUUCUGUCUAUGGCGCUGAUUUUUCAGUUGACUAUAAUGGGACAGUUUCCCUUCACAAUCCUAAAAAUUAUACGUACAAUCUAGCACCAAAUAUUCUCUCCGUCGCUGUACGAGUUGAUAUAAGCGCUACUAAUGUUAGUAAAGCUUAUCCAUUGAUUGCCAUUUUCAAACAGCAGGCCAAUGUGCUGUCUUUCCCUCUCCCUCUAAUUAUAAAUGAAAAGUUUAUGUAUGAUUCAGUUAGUCGAACAUUGUGUCCAUCCUUUAUUGCUUUGGAUAGCAAAGGCAAUAACUCAGAACAGAUUUUUGUCGAGCUUUCAAGUGCCACACCUGAUGAAUCUCACGCACCUUCUUAUCAUCUUCGCCUAGAUAUUCUUCACAAUUUUGAGCUGGCUUUACACCAAAAAGUUGAUUUGGCUAUCACUCCCUCGGAACCACAAUACUACCUCUUCAAUUUUCCAGAUGACAUUGACUCUGUAAUCGUUCGGGUUCAUUCAAAUGACAAACUAUGCAUGACUGUUUCUGUACAGACUGCAAGAUGUCCUGUAGCCGAUAUUCUCGAUACUGUCAAGUAUUCCGGUGUUUAUCAGACAGUUACUACACUCGGUGCAAUGACUGUUAAUAAAUUGGAUCAUAAUAUCACCAAAUUCUUGGUUGUUCUCGUUCUAAAGCCCGAAGAUUUUGACUGUGGUGGUCCCGCCACAAGCUUCCGUUAUUAUCUACCCAUCUAUGGAGCUAUUGGUAUCUACGUCAUGUUCUACUUGGCCGCUGCCGUUAUUAUCUUGGUGUAUCGGUCAUAUGAUAAACACGUUCGGUACUAUUCUAAUAUUUUCUCUGUGUUGGGUCAACGUAAUUCAAUCAAUACGUCCCCACCACCACCGGGUACCUGUGACAGUCAACUUCUGACAGCUUCGACAACUGCAUACACUUAUCUUCCUACUUCAGUCGAAGACGUACCUACCACGAGGGAUCGUCGAGCAGUUGGUCCUAACAAUGGAAGUACCUCAACACUUACCUCCACAAAUGUAUCCACUUCAUAUCAACGUAUCCCACCACCUCCUCCGUUAUCUCAUAGUCUCUUCAGCUCUUCUUCUUCUUCUGAUGUCGAGUCUAGAAGUGGUUCGAUUCAACUACAGGAAGCGCCUAUUUCAUCAUCUGCAGCAGCUAAAAGGAAGUCGAAGAAGUUCAGGCGACUACCUCUUUUACCAGUGACUUCACAACUCCAGGGUGUGAUUAGAGCGAAACAGUUGCAUAGGCGGAGUAUGAGUUAUGGAAGCACUAGAGAGAUGGGAUUGCGAGCUGCUCUCUUGCCGAACACCAGUGGAGAGAUUGCGCAGCAACAGGCUGAAAAGCACUGUACGGCAUGUUCGGGAACUAGUCUUGGUGGUGCUGCUGCUGAGGGUGGUGUCAGCAAUCCAACAAGAGGUCCUGUAAAUAGUAUUCGGCCCCUGCCGACGGUGAGACAGGUGGAAGAAGGUUUGGAGGCUUCAGUGGAUAUACAUAUAGACGAAGAGGAGGAGGAGCAUGAGGAAAAAACUAAGAACCGACAUUUAUAUCUACAAAAUCGUAUUCUCUUCGUGUCGGACCUCUCUCGCAAACGAUAUUCAACGUUGGAUAGAAAGUAUCUUCUCUACUUCUGGUAUCUCAUUAUCAUCUCAAUUUUCUACGGUCUACCUGUUGCUCAAUUGGUCAUGACCUAUCAAAGGGCUCUACAUGAUACUGGCAAUGAGGAUAUAUGUUACUACAACUUUGAAUGCGCCCAUCCUCUUGGAGUAUUCACUGCUUUUAAUAAUAUCAUCUCCAACAUUGGCUACGUUAUGCUUGGCCUACUCUUUCUAGGCCUCACUGCUCGUCGAGAUCUCAUGCACCGGCGAAUGGAGAAAUUCGGUGCCUAUUACACACAAGAUCCCUAUACAUUGAGGCUAUUUUGCCGGUGGCUGUUUUCCCGAGUAAAGCAUCGCAGAAACACUAGAGCUCGUCACAACAGCGAUAAUGAGUUAGAAACACCAAUGACAUCAAACUCUGCUACCACCAAUGUAGCCUCUAAUUUAGCCAAUGGUCUCACCGUAGGAAGGUCAAAUGAGGCAGGCCAGCAAUCUCCUGCCUCCCCGAAUCUUUCUAUCGCCUCCUCUACAACUCCGAUGAUUACCAUCACCCGAUCUCGUGGACGUCUUGGUCUCCUAAACUGUCUCUGUCCAACUUCAAUAGCCUGUUGUACUUGUUGCUGUUGCCAGAAAAAUGAUCGUUUUGACAGACAUUCCUCCGCGGAUCCAAUUAAUGAUGUUCCAAUGUUGGGUGCCUAUUAUAAAGAUCAUCAAAGCAACGAUGAAGCUGAUGAGAGCCAUCUGAAAGAUAUGGUAUUAACUCCGUUAAUAGCGUUUGGAAUACCCCAACAUUAUGGCCUAUUCUACGCUAUGGGGCUGGCUUUGACAAUGGAGGGUCUACUUAGUGCCUGCUAUCACAUUUGUCCAAGUUUCUCGAACUUCCAAUUUGGUAAGCGUUAG